CUUAAUCCUAAAAAAACAAAACAAAAAAAAAAAAGUCUGCAUCAUGCAAUAAAUGAUGACCUGCACUGCAUGCAGAUGAUCCCAAGCAGGCAUUAUAAAACAUCACAUUAUGUAGCAACAAAUUAUUCAACAACACCAAAAUUAUCAGAUUUCAGAUUGAAUUGAAUUGAGAUGGCAAAUGUAAUCUCCUCCAAUCCAGCCAUGCAAGAUCUCAAGAUCACAUUCCAAGAAUCCAGCCUUGUUCUUCCGUUACAACAAACCGAGAAAAGAUCUUUUUUCUUGUCCAACAUAGACCAGAUUCUUAACUACAGAAUCCCAACGGUCUCCUUCUUUUCAGCCAAUCCAGAUUAUCCACCACAACUUGUGUCCGAGAGGCUCAAAUUAGCACUCCAGAAGGUUCUUGUGCCUUACGAUUUUAUUGCUGGAAGAUUUAAGCUCAACCAAGAAACAGGCCGCCUCGAGAUCGACUGCAACUCAGCUGGUGUUGGCUUCGUAGUGGCUUCCUCUGAGUUUUCCCUUGCUGAGAUUGGUGAUUUGCUUUCUCCCAACCUCGGAUUCCAACAGCUUGCUGUCCAUACAUUAACGGAUAACCUCGCACCAAACGACCAUGCUAAUCCGCCAUUCAUUCUUCAGGUAACAUCAUUCAAAUGUGGUAGCUUUGCAAUCGGCAUGUCAGUUAAUCACAUCCUACUAGACGGCCUAAGCGCCAAAGCAUUCAGCCAGAAUCUCGCCUCCCAAGCCUUCGAGGGCGACAAGCCAUUUGCUGUCAUUCCGUUCUUUGACCGCCGCCUCAUGUCCGCCAGGUCGCCGCCGCUCGUUGCUUUCACACACCCGGAGUUUUUCAAACCGGACCUCCCCACGGGCACCAGCGGCCCUCCAGUCUUCGACUGCAAGAAAGAAGAACUAGAGUUCAAAGUCUUCAAACUAACAACAACCGACAUCAAUUUUCUCAAGGAAAAGGCGAAAAGGCCCGAAACAAGAAUCAGCAGCUUCAACGCGGCGGCAACACUAAUCUGGCAGUGCAAGGCCCUAUCCUACGGCGAAAAUCAGAAAGACGAAGAAAGAGUUUCCACUUUUCUUAACGUUGUCGACUUACGGUCAAGGCUGAGUCCUCCAUUGCCGGAACCCUACUGCGGAAACGCAAUUCUAGUUGCUUACACGUCGGAGAAAUGCCAGAAUCUUGAAAAGAUGCCGUUUUCCGAACUGGUGAAAAUGGUGGCGGAGUCGCCGGCCAGAGUCAGCGACGAGUACGCAAGAUCUGUAAUAGAUUGGCUGGAGAUUAACAGAGGGCUGCCGUGUGGAGAGUACAUGGUGAGUUCGUGGCUGAGAUUGGGGUUUGAGGAGGUGGUGUUCCCAUGGGGUAAGCCACAGCAUAGUGGGCCUGUGGUCAACCAUAGGAAAGACAUCUGUUGGAUAUUUCCAAGUAGUAACAACGAUGGAGCUAUUAAUGCGUUGGUUUCACUGCCUGCUAAGGAAAUGGAGCGAUUUGAAUCCCAUUUCUGCAACUUCUUCACCUCCACUAAUAAUUCUUCUUCUGUGUCUGCUGAGCCAACAACCACUACUAUAUCACCUGAUGAGCUCGUUGCACAAGGUUUGACGACUGCGAUUUGAUUUAUUUGUGGGCAGCGGUCACUAUGAUUUUAUCUGCGAGAGUUUUCAGCUUAAAUUAAAAAAUAAAUAAAUAAAAAAUCAUUGUUAGAAUGAUCUUUGUACAAGUUGACAUUCUAUGCUAUAAUUUGUAGUAAGUGUGCGUUUGUGGGUUGUUGAUCUGAUCAAGCUGUAUAACUGUUGGUAGUUGGAUAUGAAAAAUUGUUGGUUAUUCUCUUUUUAAG
Messenger RNA from Erythranthe guttata (spotted monkey flower), 1832 nucleotides. Its product is annotated as acyltransferase GLAUCE. Gene Ontology annotation, molecular function: acyltransferase activity, transferring groups other than amino-acyl groups. The record is from RefSeq and is a predicted model, not a curated record. NCBI's taxonomy places the organism in Eukaryota, Viridiplantae, Streptophyta, Magnoliopsida, Lamiales, Phrymaceae.